Molecule: messenger RNA, 489 nt
Organism: Kuraishia capsulata CBS 1993
Lineage: Eukaryota; Fungi; Ascomycota; Pichiomycetes; Pichiales; Pichiaceae
Exons: 1
Coding region: 1-489 (162 amino acids)
Source: RefSeq, a predicted model, not a curated record
AUGUCCAUAGUCUUUACACUUGCUCCAUAUCACGUUCUCGGCUUCUCGCUGUUAUACGGAACAACCACUUUCCACUCCUAUAUCUCCUCCCCUAUUGCCUUCAAGGUGCUUCCAAGGAAGGAGUUUGGAGUACUCCAGAAGCAUAUUUUUCCCGGGUAUUUUCUGGCUCAAUCUGUUGGUCCCAUCCUGAUUGGCCUAACUGCGCCAUACACUUUGGCUACUGCUGGAAUCGCGAGUUUGGUUGUUAGUUCCCUUGGCGGAUUGGUCAACUACGCUUACUUGCUACCAAAGACCCAGGGAAUUAAGGAACAGAGACUGGCUCUUAACGAAGAUGAAGCAGCUGAGCCAAGUGCCGAAAUGAAGAAACUGACCAGUCAAUUUGGAAAGUUUCACGGAUUGAGUCUUUUGUUCAAUUUGGUGAGUUUCCUGGGGUUGACAGUGUACGGGUUCCAGCUCACGAAGGGUCUGCUGAAGACGAUUCCCAAAUGA